Messenger RNA from Ceutorhynchus assimilis (cabbage seed weevil), 1657 nucleotides. The record is from the annotation of a GenBank genome assembly. NCBI's taxonomy places the organism in Eukaryota, Metazoa, Arthropoda, Insecta, Coleoptera, Curculionidae.
AAAAAAAAGAAGAGUAAUGUCAGGUCUUUAUCAAAACAAAUAACAAACUUUUUUAAAAUAAUUUUAUUAAUAAUUAUUAUUAGAUAUAAUUUGUUAUUAACUUAAGCAAAGUGCUGUGGCUGUUCUGUAAAGGUGACAACUCACCCACCUACAAUGUCCGAUUACGAUAAAUACAAACCAGGAAAAUUGAAAUUGAAAGGAGAAAAACAUAAAUCAAAAAAACGCAAACACAAAAGCAAGCGAGAAGCAGAAGACAAGCCCAAAAUCGACCAGGAUACAUUGAAGCAUGGCAGUUGGUGGAAAAUUUCAAAAGUUGAAGACAUAACCGGACCUGUUGCUAUCGAAUUUGGAUCACAUGUUUAUGUCAAGGCACUGGACAAUGGUUUGUUUACUCUGGGUGCACCUCAUGACGAAGGCGACGGUCCAUCACCAGAAGAAAUUCUAACUGGCGUUUGCAUAAGUGAAAGAAAAAUUGCUUUUAAAUCCGGUUACAACAAGUAUCUUAGAGUAGAUAAAGAUGGGAUGGUUACGGGUAGGUCUGAUGCUAUUGGACCAAUGGAACAGUGGGAACCUGUGAUAGAAGAUGGCAAAAUGGCCUUACUAGGCUGGAAUGAAUGUUUCAUGUCAGCAGAUGAUGAAGAUUCAAUAAUAGCAAAAGCUAAAAAAGCUGGCUCAGAUCACUUCUUAACCAUAAGAUCUCAUACAUUCAAGGAGGUUAACCAUUUGAAGGAUGUGCCUGAAGAAGAACAGGGUAAUCUUAAGCAAGUUGAAAUAAAUUAUGUGAAAAAGUUCCAAAAGUUUCAAGACAAACGUCUCAGGCUAUGUGACGAUGGCAAGGAGCAAUUAAAAAAAGCAAAAGAUGAAGGAACCUUUCACGAAACUUUGCUGGAUCGCAGGAGCAAAAUGAAAGCGGACAGAUAUUGCAAAUAAAACAUAUUCUUACUUUUGGAAUUACUUUUAAUAUAUUUACUAACAAAAUAAAAUUUACAACUGUUUAAAACAAGUAAGUAGUGUGUACUUGAUUUCUAAUUAUUUUUUUUUUUUAUGUUGAGUGAAAAUUAUUUAUGCUAGAAUGAAAAUAAAUUAUUACCUAAUCAAUGAAAACAUAAGACUACAUUUUUUCUUUUUGUGUAAUGUAAAUUAAAAAUAAAUUAUAGUGGAAAUUCUUCAAUUGUUCUACAAUUAUUAUUAGAGCUCAAUGAUUGGCAGGGGGAAAGGAAGUAAAAAAUAAAUCCACCUUACUAUAAUUUCAAAAAAAAAAAAAAAUGCAAAAAAUCAUCAAUGCAGUCACAGCAAAUUAUGUUACUAAAAUUAUAGUAAGAUAUAUUCAUCAACAAAAAUUAAAUUACAUACAAAGUGAUUUAUAUUACUUCGCCUCGCCGAAUCUCAACUGAUGUCGCUUUUGGAUCGCGCCCCUUUCAGCCAUUCCACGAAUUCGUCCAACAUUACUGGCCAAGCGCCGUCCACAUCGUAGUUGGUAAGAUCGUCGCAAAUGGUUUUGGAAAAUUCCAGUAUGUUGCACCACUGGUCUUUGUUGAUCACUUUGUACUUGGACUGGUCGAGGAAUUGGCUAAAUUGUGUGAAGAGCUCCCACUGUUUGCCCAAUAACAAUUGGAGCAUGGCUUUGGCCGUUUCCAUAUCCAUACUUCGUUGAUCU